AUGGAGCGAGCCAGGUCAGCAGUGGGUGGCUGCCUGCAGCCAGCUGGGGCCCCCGUGACAUCUCUUCCUCAGAUAUUAAAAUCUGCAGGAAUUGAGAAUGCAAGUCCUGGAGCCUUUUGUUUUGGAGAAGAGUAUGGGACACCCUUAGCCGUCCGGUCUUUACACAGUAUUCUGUCUGUGUCCUAUCGUGAUACGCCCGUCCUAGCCAGCCCGCCCCAUGGUUUCCGCAGUCAGGUCCAGUUGCGGCUGGCUUUUGUCCCCCCGGGGCGGUGUCAUGGCUGUGCAGAGGGUGGUGGCCGAAUGGCCAGAGUCAAGAGGUGGCCUCGGUGGAUAGAGGACCAGACAGAGUGCUGGUGGAGGGAGAGGCAACGAGGUGAUGAUGCACCUAAAGAUGGCGGCUGCUGCAGUGGUGCAGGUUUGCGCAGACGCAGGGCUGCAGGCAACUCCCCCUCCUCACCUUGCAGUAGUGCUGGGCAGGGCCAGACCUCUGCAGCUUUUGCCUGUCUGAAAUUUCGCAGUCCCUUUUUCAAAGCUCCACAGGGCAGCUUACAUCUGAGACGGACUACAGAACAGCACGUGCCAGAGGUGGAAGUCCAAGUUAAACGUAGAAGGUCAGCCUCACUAAGCAUCCAAGAGUGUCAGUUGUACCCAAGACGAUCCCAGCAGCAAGUACCUGUGGUGGAUUUCCAGGCUGAAUUGAGACAGGCGUUCUUGUCUGAGACCCCAAGAGGUGGUUAA
Molecule: messenger RNA, 738 nt
Organism: Chrysochloris asiatica (Cape golden mole)
Lineage: Eukaryota; Metazoa; Chordata; Mammalia; Afrosoricida; Chrysochloridae
Exons: 4
Coding region: 1-738 (245 amino acids)
Cellular component (GO): nuclear speck
Source: RefSeq, a predicted model, not a curated record